Dermacentor silvarum is the source of this 1498-nucleotide messenger RNA. RefSeq lists its product as uncharacterized. The transcript has a single exon. The coding region runs from base 20 to 994 and encodes 324 amino acids. NCBI's taxonomy places the organism in Eukaryota, Metazoa, Arthropoda, Arachnida, Ixodida, Ixodidae. The record is from RefSeq and is a predicted model, not a curated record. Gene Ontology annotation, molecular function: zinc ion binding; nucleic acid binding.
CGGUGCUGGACAGUACCAGAUGAGCCAUUUGUGGCUAGUAACAUGCGUUAAUAGCAUCGCGAAACAGAAACUUGUCGACAAAGGCGAGCUGCUGGUGAAGGGCCUCAAGUGCCUUGUCAUAGACCCAGAAUGCAAAAAUAUCAAGAUGAAGCUUCUUUGGCUUCCCCCACACCUGGAACAGAGACGGAUUGUUGAAGCGCUAGAACCUUAUGGAACAGUGCAGUCUAUCACGAGAGAAAUGUGGCGGUGUGACGGCAUGGAGGGCUGGCAAAUGACUAAUCGCGACGUGGCGUUUACACUGAAGGACGGAGUCUCUGCAAGUAAUCUGCCUCACCUAUUGAGCAUAUACGGGCACCAGUGCCUCAUCUUGGUUCCUGGCCGACCACCACUUUGCCUACGGUGCAACAGAGUCGGGCAUAUCCGGCGACAAUGUAGGACACCACGCUGCAGCAACUGUCACCGCUACGGUCACAUUGCAGAUGCAUGCAUCGGAACCUACGCUGACAAGCUUCGUGGAAACAGACCAGCUGAGGAUGAGACCAUCACCGAUCAUCUAAUGGAUGUGAGCGAGGUUGUGGAUGCGACCGGUGAAACACCCGCUGAAGCUCAUCGACAGGAAGAGACAAAGCCUUCAUCGGCUGACGAUAGCCUUAGCCCGAAGCCUGCCGCUGUGGAGGAUACUAAGUUGCCUGACGACGAACCAACUAUGUCAUGGGCAGAAUUGCCACCAGUUCAAGACCGCCCGCCAUCAGUGGAAUCUGGAUUGAUGUGUGAGGCUACUAAGAAGCGUCCAGCGCCAGCUGACAACCCAUCGUCCGUGGGAAAGGAGGCCCGGGUUCCCAAAGUGUCGAAGUUGACAAAACCACUCCGAGGAACGCCUGCACCCACAGAUGUCUCUUGUGUUGAAGUGCAGCAAAAGGUCGCCAGCGCAUCCCCUCCUCAAGACGGGAGUGAUGCUCCCCUAGAGCAGCGUGUGAACGCUGCACCAACAUAGGUAAUCAUGGCGGGCGCUCUUCCCUUCCACUUUGGUACUUUAAAUGUCCGUGGCUUACGCAGUAAGCGACGGCAAGUUCAACUCCUUCGUUUGCUACGCAAUACGAAAUUAGAUAUUGCUGCUAUCCAAGAAACAAAGAUUGAAUCCGAUGAAAACACAGAAGUAGCUCUAACUCCAUUUCUAUCUGACUAUAAUGUUUGUGUAAGCCAUGCAAUAGGAGUUUCCGCUGGUUGUAUGUUAUUCGUUAGAAGACAUUUACAAUGUGAUGUGCUGCAUUUGUUUACAGAUAGGGAAGGGCGCCUAAUAUGGUGUGAUAUUGAUAUCAGUGGUAUUAGCUUUAGAUUUGUGUGUGUUUAUGCCCCGAACAAGCUACGUGAACGAGAGUGUUUCUUUUUAUCUCUAGAACAUCAUUUGUCUACUGAUCGUGCAUUGGUCCUUUUUGGGGACUUCAAUUGUGUAUGUAAUGCGCAAGAUCGUGCGUCAUUGAGGCUGAGACGUGAUCCA